AUGGUGGAUGUGGUUAAGGCAAAAGCAAUUAUCGGUCAAAACAAAGCACAAGAAUUGCUUAAGCAGAGCCCAGGAGAUCUACGCUUAAAAGCUUGUUCAGGUGACUAUGAUAGGAUAUCAAAUCAUCAUGUCCCAAAUGCUUUACUGGCAUUUAAGAAAGAUGCCCCGGACAUUGCUGAAGAAGAAAUGAGUGAAGUUGCUGAAGAGGCAAGGGCAUGUGAGUCUAGUUUUUCAGGGGGUUCUCCUCUGACAGAUGUGAAUAAUGUUUUAGCAGAUGUUGCGACUAUUACUGCAGCUAUAGCAAAGGAAUUAGUUGGUUGA
This is a messenger RNA of Rosa rugosa (rugosa rose), 321 nucleotides long. RefSeq lists its product as uncharacterized. The record is from RefSeq and is a predicted model, not a curated record. NCBI's taxonomy places the organism in Eukaryota, Viridiplantae, Streptophyta, Magnoliopsida, Rosales, Rosaceae. Gene Ontology annotation, molecular function: enzyme inhibitor activity. The coding region runs from base 1 to 321 and encodes 106 amino acids. The transcript has a single exon.